AUGGCUCUAUUCGGCCUCAUCAUUUUGGCUACGCUCAUAAAAGGCCACAUGACACUAUCUCUUGCCGACUGUGGAUCUCAAUACAGGCGCCCAGAGUACACUGACAUCGCAGUGUCUUGCGGGACCGAGUCUAUUAGUUUGGCCAUCCAGGUUUGCCCGGUCAUUUACACAGGAUAUAAUGAGAGCUUGUUGAUUUUGAACCAAAUGGGAAACGACCCGCUGUGUCGAGGAACCCUGGACGCGACUGCCAGUCCUCCAGUGGUGCGCUACAGUUUCCCCGUCAGGCAAGCGGACGCUUGUGGCAGCGUCUUCCUGACCACCAGCGCUCCAGGCACCGGCCUAUUCUCGGACUUCUCUAAUAUCCAGACGGUUAACGUCAGCGGGGUGGUCCGAUCUUUCGACCCCACAUUGGGAACCGUGACUUACAAUGCUGAGCUGAAAUAUUUUUACUCGUGUGCAUAUCCACUCGAAUACCUGAUCAACAAUACACAAGUUGAUGUGUCGUCGUCCUCCAUUGCAGUAAAGGAUAACAACGGUAGCUUCAUUAGCACUUUGAGCAUGCGGCUCUUCAGAGAUGUGAACUACACUACUCCGCUGGUUAUGUCAUCUCCGGGUGUUGAGCUCAGAACUAGAAUCUAUGUGCAAGUUAUUGCAUCGAACUUGACCUCACAGUCAGUAACAUAUACAGAUUACAGGUGCUCGAGGGAUCAGCUGACCACCAUGCUGGAGAACGGUGACAGCCAGAGAGCACGCUUCAGCUUCCCGGCCUUCCGUUUUAUUGAGCAGCAGAACCAGACCAUCUCCACCUAUUACCUCCACUGCAUCACCAGACUGUGUGAACGCGCCACCUGCACCCAGUUUAAGCAAUGCAGGAGGAGACGAGACACACAAACCACGACAAUAAAAGAUGGAGUUUCAGAUACCACCCUCAUCACAUCAGGACCUAUUAGGACUCUAGCAGAAACACCUCUUACCACGAAUGGAGCCCAGGCCAGUACUCAAAAGGAAAAUGGAAAUGGCGCCUCGGUAGGACUGGGUGUCGCUCUGGCUGUUUUGGUCAUUGUGGGCACUGUUGCGGCCCUCAUGGCUGUGUCAUUUUAUCGCAAACUCAAGAUGCUACGCUAACUGCCAAGAGUCCCAGAGCUCUUUUAUGUAGUAUAAAACAGUGCUGGUGGAGGUGGGAACACAUGCUAUUGCAAUGUCUGACUUUCAGGAUCAAACGUUUUUCAAAGAACAGGAUGGAAAGGUUAAAUCUGCUUUAUUUAAGGAAAAAAUAGCAGUUGAGUACUAUGCUGUAGUUAUGGAUUAAAGAAAGUAUAUUGGGUUGAUAGAGAAUGUUAUACUGAAUGAAUGCUUUUAUUUACGUUUAAAAAUAUACUGAUGUACUUCAUAUUUUAUAUAGUGGGUCAACAGAGCUACAUUUUAAUAAAACACAUGUAGUCUGAAGGGUUUUGGUAAGAAUUUGAGAUGUAAAAUCUCAAGAGGAAAUUUAAACAAGGGCAUUUUUUGAAGUGGCGAGUGACCUGUUUUAAGUUUUCUGAAAGUAGUGAUCUCAGGGUUUUAGGAUUGACAGUUUUAAAAAGUGAAUAAGAGGAAAUCCUUUCUUUGCUUCGUAAAGUUAUUGUAAGUGCUGCAUGAAGAGCCCUGCUUUAGUUAGUAAACUUGUAUCUAUUAAUAUGGAGGGAAAGUGCAAUUUUGCAAUGGGGAUUGUAGGCAUGCUUUUGGAUGCUUCAGCAAAUGUAACAUUCAAGAAUAAAAUCUGGUAUUUGAACCUGUGGAACCUGUUUGCUUCCGGAUAUAUUUUUUUCCUGAAAUUUUCAUUUGGUCAUUUUCUCCUUCUGUUUCAUGCAAAGUCGUAAAUUAGGCUUGUAGGAUUGUGGUGU
Triplophysa dalaica is the source of this 1883-nucleotide messenger RNA. Its product is annotated as zona pellucida-like domain-containing protein 1. Gene Ontology annotation, cellular component: cell surface. The record is from RefSeq and is a predicted model, not a curated record. NCBI's taxonomy places the organism in Eukaryota, Metazoa, Chordata, Actinopteri, Cypriniformes, Nemacheilidae.